This is a messenger RNA of Thlaspi arvense, 2430 nucleotides long. The record is from the annotation of a GenBank genome assembly. NCBI's taxonomy places the organism in Eukaryota, Viridiplantae, Streptophyta, Magnoliopsida, Brassicales, Brassicaceae.
UGGGUCCAUAAGAGAGAGAAACUAAAGUCACAUAAGCCUCUCCCACUCGUAUUACUCGGAAGAGACUUUUUUUUUUUUUGUUCUUCUCAUAGAUUCUGAGAGAUAGAAAUUCCAAGCAAGCCCACGUUUCUAGAGAGAGAGAGAAAACAAAAUAGAGCAAAAGCAAAAGUAAACGAGGAGAAGAAGAAGAAGAAGCAAGUGGUGGAAGACGGAAAGAAGCAGGGGAUUUUUCUUUGUUUACUUGAUCGGUCUCCGGUGAAAACGGAGCCGGAGAGGUGGUGUGACGGCGGAUGUCAUUUCUUCUCCGGUGACGCGAUAGUUGUUCUGUGUUAUUUUACCGCGCCGGAGUUUUUGAAGUUUUCGUCUGCUUCAAGGUUGCUUGAGCUGCGAUAUCGUCAAAUAUCAAUUCGUUGAUUCGAAGGAAUAUUCGCCGUUGGUGAAUUCGUGUUUUUUGGAGUUUGAUUAGGUUUUAAUCUGAGAGAAGGAAGAAGAGAAAGAGAGAUAAGGAGGGAGGGAUUUUGAUUUGGGUAUAAUAGAUGAAAGCUCUGAGAAGAAUUCAAACGACGUCUUCGUCUUCUAAUCCUUCAUCGCCAUUAUCAUCUCCUCCUUCUUCCUCAUCAUCUUCGUGGAUCCAUUUGCGUUCUGCUCUCUUCGUUGUUGCAUCUUCAUCUCCUGCGUCUUGUUCUUCUUCUGAUCGGUAUGGUUUUAAUAGUUCCAGAGAAGAGAGAGUUACUAUAAGAACACGGAGAAGAAAGGAGUAUGAGAGACUACGCAGGCAGUGCAAGCGGCUUCAAAAGCACAAUAACGGCACUCUUAAGUUAAACAGGGCCAGUGAAGCUAUGGAGGAUGAGUACGAUUGGCCUCGAGUCCAAGACACUGACAGUUCAUGUUCUGACGAAGUUGUAAGUGCCCGCGAGUCACUCUCCAGCGAAGACAUCACUGAAGAUAUCGGGUACAUGAGCGAAGUUUCAUGUACAGUUGAGAGCAGAGACGGAAGCAGUUCAAGACGAAUCACCAAUGCUACUAUCUCUACACUCAAUUCCGAGUCAUCUGAUUCAGAGUCUUCAGAUGAGAGUGAAGUGGUACAGGUCUUUCAGUCUUCCGGUACUCCUGAUGUGAAUUAUCCGGCAAGCUCAACUAUCCCUCGGACGGAAGAGGAUUUCGUGACGUGGCAGCGUAUUAUCCGUCUAGAUGCCGUGCGUGCCAACUCAGAGUGGAUUCCGUUUUCUCCAUCGCAGGCGGUUAUAUCCGAGGACAGAGCGUGUCGUGCAGCUGAAGCGGUUGGUUUAAAAGAUUACACUCACUUGGAACCGUACAAAAUCUUUCAAGCGGCACGGCUCGUUGCUGUUCUUGAAGCCUAUGCUUUAUAUGACUCUGACAUUGGUUACUGUCAAGGAAUGAGCGAUCUUCUGUCUCCUAUUCUCUCCGUAAUCCCUGAUGACCACGAAGCCUUUUGGUGUUUUGUCGGGUUCAUGAAGAAAGCUCGUCACAACUUCAGGCUCGACGAGGUCGGGAUCAGAAGACAGCUCAACAUAGUCUCGAAGAUAAUCAAAUCCAAAGACUCUCAGCUUUACAGGCACCUGGAGAAACUCCAAGCAGAGGACUGUUUCUUUGUAUACAGAAUGGUUGUUGUGAUGUUCAGACGAGAGCUGACACUCGACCAGACGUUUUGUUUGUGGGAAGUGAUGUGGGCGGAUCAAGCCGCGAUCAGAGCCGGGAUGGGGAAAUCCGCGUGGAGCAGGAUAAGGCAGCGUGCACCUCCCACAGAUGAUUUGGUGCUCUAUGCUAUAGCUGCCUCUGUGUUGCAGAGGAGGAAGCUUAUCAUAGAGAAGUAUAACAGUAUGGAUGAGAUUCUAAGGGAGUGUCAUAGUAUGGCGGGACAAUUAGAUGUGUGGAAGCUUUUGGAUGAUGCACAUGACCUCGUUGUUACUCUCCACACCAAGAUUGAGCAUUCGUUCUCAUAAAUUUUAUCUUCGUUUUAAAGAUUUAUCGACUGGUCUAAAAAGGCGGGGUUCUUGGUGAAUUCCAUCCACGGUUCCUUGCAGGCCGAAUUGGCCUUGUGAGUAUGAGCUUUUGUCUGAAUCCUGGCCUAACGAAAUGAGGCUAGAGAUUGGAAGAGAUUGGUGAAUAGAGAGGUUCAGGUGUGUAUUUAAUCGAAAAUAAAUGUAUGUGUGUAUUGUGAAGACGGUGAAAAGAUUUGGGGAAGGGUUUUGCAAAUUCCAUAAGAGGAGAGAUUCUUUGCCUGAGAAAUCAGGCUGCUUCAUAGAUAAUGCAUAUGGAAACAAAGAUGUGGAAAGUGGAUUAUACCUAACCGGAGAGGAGAAUCUUUGUCCGGUUAUAGAAAAGAGACGAGUUGAGUUGACUGUAAUAACGGUCAAUGUGGCAACUCAUUUUCUCGUUAAGUUUCGUUUUUUACGUUUUGGUAACGAG